This is a messenger RNA of Exaiptasia diaphana, 803 nucleotides long. RefSeq names its product actin-related protein 5. Gene Ontology annotation, biological process: regulation of DNA-templated transcription. Lineage: Eukaryota; Metazoa; Cnidaria; Anthozoa; Actiniaria; Aiptasiidae. The coding region runs from base 212 to 700 and encodes 162 amino acids. Gene Ontology annotation, cellular component: Ino80 complex; cytoplasm. The transcript has 3 exons. The record is from RefSeq and is a predicted model, not a curated record.
UUUAUACUAAAAAUAUAUUUAUAAAGACAUAGUUUGAUGAUAAUCGUCUUCUUAGAAUAAAGACGCUGGUGACUCAGACAGCGAGAAAGAGCAAGAAGAGUUAACAGAGUUGGAAAAUUUGCUCAAAAAACACGACAAAGAGUUUGCAAGGUAAUGUAUUUUGGUCUUGUUCGAUGUCACCUACUAUUUUAUCACAUGUAGUAAUGUGAGAAUGUACUUUCUCAGGAACGAAGAGUCAAAAGGAGGACCGGUUGACUUGGCUGAAUAUCAUCAACUUCAUCUUGGAGUGGAAAGAAUACGAGUCCCCGAGAUACUGUUCGAACCAGCUAUGGUAGGACUGGAGCAAGCUGGUAUCACUGACACUAUAGACUUUGUAUUGGGACACUAUUCCCCUGAGAGACAGAACUCGCUAGUACAGAAUAUCUUUUUAACUGGCGGAAACACUAUAUUCCCAAACUUUACUCAGCGCUUAGAGAAAGAGCUCCGGGCGAUUCGACCUUUCAAAUCAACAUUCAAAAUCUACGAAGCCAGGAAUCCYAGUCUUGACUCGUGGYUUGGUGCGCRUAAGUGGGCGAGUAAAGCGUCCAACCUGACUCUAGGGAGCAUAACUAAACACAAUUAUGAAGAAAUGGGAGCAGAUUAUUUAAAAGAACAUUUAUUAUCUAAUUUAUUCGUUUCUUCUCCGCUAAACAAUCAGUAAUGAGAAAAGAGGCAUUUGAAUGUUCAUCACAACAGUUAAGCCAUCGAAAUUCCAGAAAAUCUAUCUUCAGUAGUAUAGCCUAUUAAAGGUCACCCCGUGGAAU